Eriocheir sinensis (Chinese mitten crab) is the source of this 10066-nucleotide messenger RNA. It is a transcript of the gene Wdr82, whose product is annotated as WD repeat-containing protein 82-like. The coding region runs from base 120 to 1064 and encodes 314 amino acids. Gene Ontology annotation, molecular function: chromatin binding; protein binding. The record is from RefSeq and is a predicted model, not a curated record. NCBI's taxonomy places the organism in Eukaryota, Metazoa, Arthropoda, Malacostraca, Decapoda, Varunidae. Gene Ontology annotation, cellular component: Set1C/COMPASS complex. The transcript has 8 exons.
CCCGUAAAAAGAGAAGAAGCCAAUGACAACAAAAGCGGAGUGGCUGCCUGGACACCGCCUCUGCCUGCUCGCCCUCCUGCUGCCCCUCCUGCUGACCCCCCUGCUGCUUCCCCGGGGCCAUGAAGCUGGUGGACCACGUGGUGAGGUCCUUCAGGGUCGCCAAGCUCUUCAGGGACAACACGGAGAAGAUAAACAACAUUGACUUCUCCCCCAGCGGCGACCUCCUCGUGACCUCCAGUGACGAUGACCAGAUUGUGAUUUAUGACUGCGAGAAGGGAACGUCAAAAAGAACACUAAACAGCAAGAAGUAUGGUGUCGAUCUCAUCCACUUCACACAUGCCAAAAACUCUGCCAUCUACAGCUCCACAAAGAUCGAUGACACCAUCCGGUACCUCUCUCUCCACGACAACAAGUACAUCAGAUACUUCCCCGGACACACCAAGAAAGUGGUGACGUUAAGCAUGAGCCCCAUCGACGACACCUUCAUCUCGGGCUCGAUGGACAAGUCGCUGCGGCUGUGGGACCUGCGCUCACCCAACUGCCAGGGCAUGAUGCACGUCGGCGGACGGCCUGUGGCGGCGUUCGACCCCGAGGGACUCAUCUUUGCAGCCGGCAUAAACUCGGAGAUGAUCAAACUAUACGAUCUAAGAUCGUUUGACAAGGGCCCGUUCAGCACCUUCCAGCUAUCCAUGGAGAAGGAGUGUGACUGGACGGGCAUCAAGUUCAGCCCCGACGGCAAGACCAUCCUUGUCUCCACCAACGGCUCCGUCAUCAGGCUCGUAGAUGCCUUCCAGGGCACGCCACUCAAGACCUUCGCGGGUCACCUCAACAACAAGGGCAUGCCGCUGGAAGCUUCGUUCAGUCCAGACUCACAGUUCAUCUUCAGUGGCUCCACAGAUGGACGGGUGCACGUGUGGAAUGCAGAGACUGGCUACAAGGUGUGUGUGCUGAAUGCAGACCACACAGGGCCAGUACAGUGUGUGCAGUUCAACCCCAAGUACAUGAUGCUGGCGUCUGGCUGUACUAGCAUGGCAUUCUGGCUCCCGGCGCUGGACGACAUGUGAGGGGCCGGAGCAAGUCACCACACAGCCACCCCCUCUCCUCCCCUCCCCCCUCGGCCCCAGGAACCAGGGUAGGAAGCCAGAGUCGGCAGCUGAGUGGGAGCGUCAGUGGUUCACCUCGCUCGGCUGGCCUUGGCGUGUGGGUCAGAGGGCUGGGCAUUGAGUCUGAGGUCUGGCUUGGGUUUUGACACCUCCAGUCACUCUUAGGGUUGAUGAGGAACCUCCCUAUUAAGCAGUCCAUCUCACGGGGGAUUGUUUAGAUGUCGUAUUAGUGUUUGUGAAGUUAUGUGGCUGGUUUGGGGUUUGAUUUCCUUGUUUGGAGAUGCGAGUUAGUUGGAAGUGUUGGAUUUGCAGAGUUAAGCCGACGUGAUACAAAGUUAAGGACGGUGUUGGAUGGCAGUGUUAAAUUUUUGUUUUGAUUUCUGGGCCAGAGUUAGUUCGACAUGUUUGUUUUUCCAGUUAAGUUGACGUAAUACAAGCUUUGUGACCGAGUUAAUCAGAAGUGCUGGAUUUUUUUUCGAUUUCUAGGAGAGAGUUAGUUUGACAUGUUUGAUAUUCCCAGUUACAUUGACAUAAUACAAGCUUUGGGACCUAGUUAAUCAGAAGUGCUGGUUUUUUAUUUUGACUUCUAGGACAGAGUUAGAUCGACAUGUUUGAAUUUCCCGGUUAAGUCGACAUAUUACAAGCUGUGGGACCUGGUAAAUCAGAAUGGUUGGAUAUUUUUACACACACUCAAGUCGACACAUAUUACAAACUUUGGGAUGACAUUAGGUAAAAGUGCUUGAUUUUCCCAGUUAUGUCGAUGUAACACAAGCUUUGGGACCUGGUGAAUCAGAAGGGUUGGAUAUUUUUACACUCUCAAGUCAACACACACUACAAACUUUGGGAUGACAUUAGGUAAAAGUGCUUGAUUUUCCCAGUUAUGUCGAUGUAACACAAGCUUUGGGACCUGGUAAAUCAGAACGGUUGGAUAUUUUUACACACUCAAGGCGACACAUAUUACAAACUUAGGGAUGGCGUUAGGUAGAAGUUUGAAUUUCCCGGUUAAGUCGAUGUAAUACAAGCUGUGGGACCUAGUUAGUCGGAAGUGUUGGAUUUUCACACAGUCCCAAGGCGACACAUAUUACAAACUUAGGGAUGGCGUUAGGUAAAAGUUUGAAUUUCCCGGUUAAGUUGACGUAAUACAAGCUGUGGGACCUGGUGAAUCAGAAGGGUUGGAUAUUUUUACAUAGUCUCAAAUUGAUAUAUAUUACAAACUUAGGGAUGGCGUUAGGUAAAAGUGCUUGAUUUUCCCAGUUAAGUCGACGUAAUACAAGCUGUGGGUCCUAGUUAGCCAGGAGUGUUGGAUUUUCACACACUCUAGUUGAUGUCAAUAUAUCACAAACUCAGUCAUAGAAAGUGAUAUACAAAAACUCUACCAAACCAACUAACUGCUCCUUCAAAAAUGUUGACAUAUAUUACAAACUCAGUCGUAGAAAGAGAUGUACAAAAACCCAACCAAACCAACUAACCGCUCCUUCAAAAAUGUAGUUAGUCGGAAGUGUUGGAUUUUUUCACACACUCACGUCGACAUAUAUUACAAACUCAGUCAUAGUAAGCGAUGUACAAAAACCCAACCAUACCCCAAAAAAAAAGCUCCUUCAAAAAUUUGGUUAGUCGGAAGUGCUGGAUAUUUUCACACACUCACGUUGAAACAUAUUACAAACUCGGUCAUAUAGAGGAAUACAGAACAAAACCACUAACAAAACUAAGUGACCACACCUCGAAAAACAAGUUAGCAAAAGACAACCAGCCACACUAUCAUCGACGAACACCAACACGACAUCUAAAAAAUCAUUCGUAAGAGAGGACAAACUUCUAUGAUAACAGCUCCGUGAUGUGGGUCUGAAACGUCUGGGUACCGGGAUACAAAUGGGCUUUAUAAUGAUGUAAGUGGACUAGGAUCUAGGCUAAGUAGAUUCGGUAGUGGUGUGAGAAGGGGCGCUAAGCUACGUGGGCUGGGUUUGGCGUGAGAGGAGGAGUACCUGACUGCCUGGGCUAUGACGGCUGCUUCUGAAGGGCCGCUGGUCUGUGCUGGCCUCGCUCUGUCUGCCGGGUUCCUCCACCAAUGGGUAUUACUUGCGUGUGUUUGUAUUACCUAGAUGAAUGGCCUCUAUGUCUUAUUGUCUUUGUGUUUUCCUCUUUUUCAUCGUUUUUAUUUUCCCUUGUGUGGUUGGAUGGGCUAUGAGUCUCUUUUUCCACUCCUGUCUUUGUGUCUGGUGUUGGUAAGCAUUUUAAAGCAUUGCUACCUUCUAUUUUGGUUCAGAAUUUAAAUGGUUGCUUUCUUGACUGACUCUUUUUAAAGGUAAAGAAAUUGGUUACCUUUAUGGAACAGUGCCACCUUCAUCCUUUGUCAAGAACUAUGUGACUGGUUGGCUGAAGGGAGAAAGGAAUGAGCUGUAUUUUUGGAACAGUUCUUUCUCCACUCCAUCAAGAUCCACGUAACUGUUUGAUUGAUUAGAGGAGGAAAGUAACAGUUUAUCAUUACAGAACAGUUUUUCUUAUAUCCUUUGUCCAGAUUCACAUGAUUGUCUGGUUGAAGGGAGAAAGGAAUAAGUUGUCUUUUUGGAACAGUUCUUUCUCCUCUCCUUCAUCAAGAUCCAUGCGACUGAUUGAGUAGAGGAAGAAAGUUACGAUUUAUCAUUACAGAACAGUUUUUCUUCUUUCUUUAGUCCAGAUUCACAUGACUGUCUGGUUGAACUAAGAAAGAAACUGUUUGUCUCAAUGGAACAGUGCUUUACUUUCUCCUUCAUACAGAUCAAUAGACUGGCUGAUUUAAGUAGAAAAUUAACUGUUUAUCAUUACAGAACAUUGCUUUCUUCUCUCCUUUGGUCAGAUACAUAUAACUGGUUGAUAGAUUGGCUUGUUGAAGGAGCAAAGGAACUGUUUAUCUUUACACAGAACAGUACUUUCCUCUCAUCCAGACCCUUGUAACUGGUUGAUUGACUGGCUGGUUGUGUGAUAGAUUGGCUUGUUGAAGGAGGAAAGGAACUGUUUAUCUUUACACAGAACUGUACUUUCCUCUCCUUCAUCCAGACCCUUGUAACUGGCUGACUAACUGGCUGGUUGAAAAGGACAAGGAAUCUACUACAGUAUCUUCAUGGAAAAAGGCCACUUCCUCUUAUGUUCAGAAUCCUGUUGUGUGUUGGUCAGAGUAGGGAAGGAACAUCAUGGUGGCUGGAUGGAGACUGGUUGGGUGUCUGGCUCAUCCAUCAGUUACUACGAACGCACCUUAAUGGACCCCGGCAGAAGGGCUUGGACAGGCUAUAGGUCUGGUUAGGUCAGGUUGGGUCGCACCUUUGCUGUGUUCAGGUACAGGGCUCUCAGGCUGGUCUGGGUAGGCUGGGUGCUUUUUUUACCGUAAUUAUAACAUGUAAACCUAAGUAGCACCGAGUGGAAGAAGUUAGGGAGUUAGGAUUUUCAUUGCACAUAGUUAGAUGUAUGGUUAGGAGAGGAGAGGUAAGGGAGAGACAAUGCUACCGUUAAUGUGACUCCUCCGUUGGUAACUUCAUUCUGAGAGGAGGAUGUUAGGGAGUGAGGACUUAUUUGCACAUUAUUUGAAGGACCUGCUGUAUGGUUAGGAGAGGAGAGGUUAGGGAGAGCAAUACUACCGUCAAUGUGAAUCCUCCGUAGAUAACUUCAUUCUGAGAGGAGGAUGUUAGGGAGUGAGGACUUAUUUGCACAUUAUUUGAAAGACUUGCUGUGUGGUUAGGGCAGGAGAGGAGAGGUAAGGGGAGGGAGGCAAUGCUACUCAAAAGAUAUGCUAAUCCUCUGCAGUUACCAUUAUACUGAGAGUAGAAAGUUAAGCAGUAAGGAUUUCUUUGGACAUAGUUUCAAGGAUUUGCUGUAUGUUAUGACAGAGAGAGGAGAGGCAAAAAGUGGGCAACGCUACUUUUGAUAAAUACGAAUCCUCUAUAGUAACCUUCAUGCUAGAACGACUACCAUCCACUCUUAAGAACCUGGUGUCCGAGGGGUAACAUACACUCCCAUGCUGUAUGCUGGGAGCUGCCAAACCACUCCCUUAUGUACGUCUCACCUCAGUUACCCUUAUGCUAGGACAACUACCAUACGCUCUUCAGAACCUGGUGUCCGAGGGGUAACAUACACUCCCAUUCUCUAUGCCGGGAGCUGCCAAACCACUCCCUUAUGUCUCACCUCUGGGAUAGACUCCUUUUCCUGGCUAAGAUCGUCUGGCUAGGAAGCAUUUGUAGCGUUACGUGCGCGAGGCCGUACUAGUAAGACCCAAUUUUCAGUGUGAAUAAACCCUGAUAAGUUUCGUUUACCUUACCAGUUUGUCACUCAUUGGUAGUGUAGGUUAGUGUUGAGAGGUGUGUCAUGUGUUGCUGUGGUGUGGCUUUCCAUCUCACAUCGCAUAGAAUAAUUCAGCUGUCUAUCAAAGGGGUGACCAUGGUAGAGGUGUUUCCACUGCACCCUCUUCAUAAACAUCUUUUCCCACCUUUCACACACAUCCACUCUCAUGUAUCUAUCAGUCACACACAUACACAUCACAAACACAUACAUACAUUACAUCACAGGCUAUCUUAAACUACUUCUUUCUAUUCAUUCUAGCAUCUCUUUCUUCCUUGUAUUUUUCAGUCUAUUCCUAAUCUCUGUUCACUCUCCAACCUUUCCCUUUGCAUGUAUUAUCCCUCUCUCCUACCCUCUGUUCAUUCUUCUCUCUCUUCAAUGCCUUUCUCAGUCUACUUCUUCUCUGGUCUCUCUCCUACCUCACUCCUCCUCCUCUCAGUCCUAUCCUUAAUCUCUUUUUCUUCACACCUCUUCCAUGUUUCCUUCAGUCUGCCCUUAGUCUCUGUUCUCUCUCCUUGUAUAUCUCUUCCUCAGUCCUGGCCCUAAGCUCUGUAGUAAGUGGAUUUGUGGUAACAUUGUAUGAUUGAUGAUGUGGUUGAAGGAUUUUGUUCCUGCCGUAAAUAUCAAUUGUGUGUGGAGGCUUGUCUUUUGCCCAGUGUCUUGCCUCUCUUAGUGAAGUUUCAAGGCAUAGCACAGGAUGGAAUGAGUAUUGGAAGUGUUUUGGCUAAGUUCUUGCCUCAUAUAUUGAAUUUUCAAGGCAUAGCACAGGAUGGAAUGAGUAUCGGAAGUGUUUUGGCUAAGUUCUUUUGGCAAUGUAUUAGUUUAAGUCAACGAAAGAGAUGUAUGUAUUCGUUUGUUACUGUGAAAACAAACGCCGAAAAUUUAUAAAGACGUGCAGGGAUGAAUUUUCUUUAGUUCUGGAUCUCAAAAAAGUAAGAAUUAAAGUAUUUUAUUACCUUUUUAGUCAGUUUCAUUUCUCGAGAAGUUGAAGAGAAAAUAUCCACAAUUAUGAAGAGAACAAUUUGAUAGAUGUGUUAUGUGCAUAUGUCCACAAAACUUUCAUAUCACGGUGAAUAGUGUUAUGAGGAUGGAGUGCAGGCUAGUAUGGGUAUUGCUCAGACACACACACACACACACACAGAGACAUGUACAAAUAUAGACAAGGAGACAGGACUAUCCACUUAGGCCCUGUAAACCACUAAUAGGUAAAUACACACACACACACACACACACACACACACUCAACAUCCCAAACACAACCACACACACACAUACACACACAUAUGACAUCACACACUGUAUCACACUCACUCACACAACAUCUAACACACUUGGUAUCCACACACACACACACACAACAUCAACACACAUUCAACAUCACACACACACACACACACACACACACACACACACACACACAUACAUAUGACAGUAUCCUCCCCUACCCAUCCCCACCCCUCCCACACAUUCAUACCCACACACAAGACAUUUCAAUCUACCCCGAGUCGCAAAUCACUACCUAACUGGACAAGCCACACCCCAGCACACAGUAUAUCCCCUCAACAAGUGUAUGUAUAUUCAUGAUUUCACUCGCUUUCCCUCCCCCUCCCUCCUUUUGUAACGCAGUAGAUGUAAGACCGAGGCAUGCGUAUAUUUAUUAUGUAGACCAGUUUAAUCCACCUGUGUUCUGCCGCUGAGGCCUCGUUCCGCGCGUGUGUGUGUGUGUACGGUGUUACGUGAUGUUCCGCUUGACGCGCCCGAGGGGAAAGUAGUGUAAUUUCAAACCAAAGAGAAGUUGUGGUAUGAAAUCAUUUUACUCUCCCUUACAAAACACUGAAUGACCUACUUGCCACCACACCCAGACCCAGACCAGUUGUAUUGAUGUGGGAGAUGUAUGCAAGAGUUUUUACUGUACCAGACAUAUUUACGCAGAGAGAAUGUGAACCUUCCCCCAGUCACCUUCGGAAGUACAUAGCCUACAGUUGACAGUCUUGAGAAUCCAGCUUUUUCAUUCAUCUGCUCAGUUCAAAUGUUUAAAUGGCUUGAAAUAUUCUAAUACCUUAUAAUUAUGAUAAAAAGAAUGAGUGAUUUAGCAGCAGCAUUAUCUAUAGGAAUUCAUUAUAUCUACAUUGUCAAGGAAAUCAAACUAAAUACCUAAUAAUAAUGAUGAAAAAGAGUGAUUUAAGAUGUAUUGAUUUUGUGUACGAAUGAAACUUAUGUGGUUCGUCAAGUAAAAUAUCUGAAAAUCUAAUUAUAAUAAUGAAAAAGAGUGAUAUAGAUGCAUCAGUUUGUAUGGAAAGGCAUUUUAUUUAGAUUGUCAAGUAUAUAAAGCUGAAAACCUAAUGAUGAUGAUGAAAGGAAAGAGUAAGACAUAUUAAUUUGUAUAGGAAUGAAUAAUAUAGAGUGAGCCAAUAAAAUGUGACUGAAAAAUACGUUCUUUGAUAGUAAAAUAUGAAAGAAAGAGGAGAAUGAGAAGCUUUAGGAGAAUAAAGAGGAGGAGAAAGAGAAUACAAUGUAGGGAAAUGAAGAGGAAGAAGAGAGAAAGUUGUAGGGAAGUGAAAAGGAAGAGGAGGAGAAAGAAGAGGAAAGAGGAGAAAUACGUGUUGAUCUAUGUAGUAACUUGCUAAGACGACAUCAGGUUCAUAGAGUUAAAACCCCACAGUCAGUCUUUAUGUGAACUUAAGUGUAAUUAUGUGUCUGGGUCAUGGAUUUUAAGUUAAUGUGUCAUCCGAAACAUCAUGUGUCACAGGAACUACAACAUUGUGUGAUGAGGUCUUUAGGUUCGAUAUACUGAUGUUGAAUGUAUAUGUGUGUGUGUGUGUGUGUGUGUGUGUGUGUGUGUGUGUAUAGCUUCAUCCCUCAGCCACACAGCAAUAUUUAGCCUAAGUCAAUGUCAUGAAAGUCCAAAGUUUUAAGGAAUUAAUUCUCUCGUUAAUACUAAUUGCCAAUCAGUUAUUUCAUAUUAACUUGGUGAUUAAGCUCCUAUGUCUCCUCCUCCUCAUCCUCAUUUUCCACUUCCUCUUAAUUUCUUUUCCUCCUCCUCCUCACUCUAAAAAUUCUCCUCUUUCCUCCUCUUUCUCCUCUUCUUCCUUUUCACUUCCCUACAACUUACUCUCUUCUUCCUCUUCAUUUUCCUACACUCUAUUCUCUUCUUCCUCCUCUUUAUUCUCCUACAGCUAUUUCUCUUUCUCUUUAUUCUCCUAAAACUUCUUAUUCUCCCCUUUCUCCUCCUCUUUCUCUUCAUUUUCCUACAGUUUAUUCUCUUCCUCUUCUUCAUUCUCCUAAAACUACUUCUCCUUUUCUUCAUUCUCCUAAAACUACUUCUCCUUUUCUUCAUUCUCCUAAAACUACUUAUCCUUUUCUUCAUUCUCCUAAAACUACUUCUCCUUUUCUUCAUUCUCCUAAAACAACUUAUCCUUUUCUUCAUUCUCCUAAAACUUCUGUUCCUCCUCUUUCUCUCCUCCUCUUCCUUUUCAUAUUCCAACAAUUUAUUUUCUUCCUCCUCUUAUACAUUCUUCUACAACUAUUUCUCCUCCCCUUCAUUCUGCUAAAGCUUCUUCUCUUCCUCUUUCUCCUCCUCUUCAUUCUGCUAAAGCUUCUUCUCUUCCUCUUUCUCCUCCUCCUCCUCUUCAGUUUUCUACAUUUUCUCCCUCUACAACCUCCUUCUUCUUCUUCUUCUUCUUCUUCUUCUUCUUCUUCUUCUUCUUCUUCUUCUUCUUUUACAACUGCCAUCAACACCAACAAAAAAAAAAAAAAAAAAAUCCCAAUGAAGUAAAAAUGAAUCAAAACAAUGGAAAAAAAAACUGAUGGUCUGCCUCCUGUUUCUCACUACUCACAAAAAGUAAACAAGUGUAUGAACCAAUGGCAGACCAGAGGAGAGAGGAGGGGGAGGAGCUAAUCUGCCAAGCUAAUGUGAAUGAACCAUAAUGACUCAAGAUCUGUCCCUGAGUGAUGGAGGCUUGGCUGUCACCUCAACCUAUUGGCCCAUAUACUCAAACAUCACAAGAGCUCGCCCACCCACAUAUAAGGCUUUCAUAGAGGUUGUGUUAGUGUUUUCAUGGGUAGUUUGUAUGAGCCUGGUGAUAGACUGACAAGGCUUCUGCACUGAGAAUGUGAAAACUACUCAUGGGAAACUGAUUAAUCUCCUCUGUGGCUUUGGGAAAUUGUGUUUGUGAGAGCUGAAAGUGUGUGAGAAAAUGAGCUUAACCCGGUAGCAGCGACGGGCCAAAUUUGUGGCUUUACCAUGUAGCAGCGACGGGCCAUAUUUGUGCCAUGAUAUAAACCCCCCAAAAUAGAUGAUACAUAAACUGAUCACAAAUGCUUUGAUAUAUAUUAUGAAAUGGUUUGUGUGAGUGAUGAUUUUUUCUCAUUUUUCUCGCUUAGAGGGACCAUUAAGAAACAUGAUCCCCGCUGUUACCGGGUUAAGACUCCAUCACUCACGAAAGUCUCUGGGUCACAUCAAUUGCUGUAAAUGAAUAUGAUUACAAGCGAUUAUGGAUAGAAUUGAAACCUUUUAACUCGACUUUUCUUAUCAGUCUUGGAGAAAAUAUACAACUAAUAAUGAUAAAGUUUCAUACAUAAUCUCAGGUCAUGCUUGUACUAUUUUUGAACAUUGUCUUUACUAAGUGUAGUAAUGAUGAAUAAAAGAAUAAUGAAGA